Messenger RNA from Peromyscus californicus insignis, 2099 nucleotides. RefSeq names its product heparin binding EGF like growth factor (gene Hbegf). Gene Ontology annotation, biological process: epidermal growth factor receptor signaling pathway; positive regulation of cell population proliferation; positive regulation of mitotic nuclear division. The coding region runs from base 65 to 691 and encodes 208 amino acids. The record is from RefSeq and is a predicted model, not a curated record. Lineage: Eukaryota; Metazoa; Chordata; Mammalia; Rodentia; Cricetidae. The transcript has 6 exons. Gene Ontology annotation, molecular function: heparin binding.
GCGGUCCAGCGGCCGCUGCAUUCAAAGUGAUCACUGCCUCGCCGUCUCCGCCAGGCUCGGGACCAUGAAGCUGCUGCCGUCGGUGGUGCUGAAGCUCUUUCUGGCCGCAGUGUUGUCCGCGUUGGUGACCGGUGAGAGUCUGGAGCGCCUUCGGAGAGGUCUGGCGGCAGCAACCAGAAACCCAGACUCUCCCACUGGAUCCACAAACCAGCUGCUACCCACGGGAGAUGGUCGUACUCAGGAAGUCCAGGACUUGGAAGAGACAGAUCCUAACCUUUUCAGAGUUGCUUUCUCCACCAAACCACAAGCUCUAGCCACGCCAAGCAAAGAAAAGAAUGGAAAAAAAAAGAAGAAGGGCAAGGGAUUAGGAAAGAAGAGAGACCCGUGUCUUAGGAAGUAUAAGGACUUCUGCAUCCAUGGGGAAUGUAAAUACCUGAAGGAUCUCCGGGCUCCAUCAUGCAACUGCCACCCAGGUUACCAUGGAGAGAGGUGUCAUGGGCUGACCCUACCGGUGGAGAAUCCCUUAUAUACGUAUGACCACACUACCGUCUUGGCUGUGGUGGCUGUGGUAUUGUCAUCUGUCUGUCUACUUGUCAUAGUGGGACUUCUCAUGUUUAGGUACCAUAGGCGAGGAGGUUAUGAUGUGGAAAAUGAAGAGAAAGUGAAGUUGGGCAUGACUAAUUCCCACUGAGAAGGACCUGUGCUCAAGGAAUCUUCAGAGGACGGCUACCUCUGAGACCGUGGUUCAUUACAAGUUCUACAGAGGGGAAAGACUUCGCAAGCAGCCAUGAAGACUUCUUCAUUCCCAGUUGCUACCCUGACUGGGCCUCCCGUAAUUGCUCUGCAAAAGUAUCAGAGCCUCUAAGUGCCAAACAGACAUGCCCACUGGGAUCCAGAUCAGAACACAGUGGAAGCAGGAGAGCCCUCCAGGCCUCUCUGGUUCCCCUCCACCGAGCCCACCGGUUUGUUUAAACACUUAGCUUCUGGAUUAAAGUGCCAGCUAGAUCCCAUAUGCUCCAGGACUUUUGACUGAAAAAAAAAAAAAAAGGGAGGAAAGAAGAAUGAUUUAUGGAUUGGAAGAAAGCAACAGAGUUGAGAAGCUGUGUGUUCAAGUAGCCACAAGGGAUCUGCUGUUUGGACCCUCCAGCACGCUGGAUUUGAUGAGCUAACUGUGAAGUACCACAAGCCCAAGAACUCUGAAUUUUGGGACUUCUACCCACAGGGGAAAAAAUAACAACUAUUUUUUUUUUGUUAUUUGUUUGUAAAAUGCCUCUUAAAUUAUAUAUUUAUUUUAUUCUAUGUAUGUUAAUUUAUUUAGUUUUUAACAAUCUAACAAUAAUAUUUCAAGUGCCUAGACUGUUACUUUGGCAAUAUCCUGGCCCACCUCUUCGCAGCUCUACCCUCUGGCUCAGUGCCACACUCCCACGUGCUCUGUAACCCAUCUGUAGUAAUUUAUUGUCUGUCUACAUUUCAGAAGACACCCCAGAAGCAGAGUACCCGGGGGGAGUUGCGUGUGGUCGGAGUGUAGGGAUUGAUUUGGGCAGAGCCACUCUGUGAGUUGGACUGCAGUCUUGCCUAGGUGAUUUUUGUCUACUGUCUGUGUUUUGAAAGCCCAAGGUGCUGAUGUCAAUGUGUAAUAGAUAUUGGUGUUUACCUGUGUCCUCUCCCUGCCAAAUCUCAGAAGACGUUGGGCGACCAUGCCUGCAGUUGCCCGGCCCCUUUUCUGCCAUCAGCCUUUCCCAGUCUCCCUGUGCCAAGACAUUUCCCUUACUCCUGCCGUUCUUGUGGUGCUACUCCGUGCUGAGGUUGGUAGAGCAGAGGACAGUUUGGAGAAGGUAUUAGUAACGAGAAAGACUGAGGAGGAGCAGAGAACGCUGGAGUUGACUAUUCUUGGCAAUUGAUUACCUAUCAAUUGCUACAGAGAAAGUUGGUGGUAGGGAAGGUUUGGGUAAGAAAACUAUACCGUCUCACCAAAACUGUAAUGCUGUUAUGGUCCCAUGGAAGUUUCUGGUGCCAUUUAUGAACUGUUACAACCUAUAUUUCCAAAACCUGGUUCAUAUUUAUACUUUGUGAUCCAAAUAAAGAUAACACUUACUCCA